Macaca mulatta (Rhesus monkey) is the source of this 1164-nucleotide messenger RNA. RefSeq names its product complement C8 gamma chain (gene C8G). Gene Ontology annotation, cellular component: membrane attack complex; extracellular exosome; blood microparticle. Gene Ontology annotation, molecular function: complement binding. Lineage: Eukaryota; Metazoa; Chordata; Mammalia; Primates; Cercopithecidae. Gene Ontology annotation, biological process: complement activation. The record is from RefSeq and is a predicted model, not a curated record.
GACGUUGGUCAUGGAGCUAAAACCACUGGGUGAUGGUUUAAGGAAGAUAAUGUGCAAAGGGCUAAGGACUGUCAGUGGAAGUCAAGGGUGCAGGGGAAAUGGAUAAACAACCAGAGGUCAACUCGGACUUUGUACAUAGGACAUGGUGCCAGGGCCCUGCCGGGAAGUGCAGAUCGAAGCUGGGCUCACGAGAAAGCUGGGGGUGGGAUGUGGGGCUGGCCCAGGGCUGGGGUUAGGGAGGCAAGGGAUGGACAUGGACUUCCUGGGCCGGGCUCUGUGACUGCACAGUAGACUCUGUCCUGGGACUUGGUGGUGCUACCCUUGGCCUCCCACAGUCCUGCCACCCUGCCGCCGCCACCAUGCUGCCCCCUGGGACUGCGAUCCUCUUGAUUCUGCUUCUGACAGCUGGCUCGCUGGGCCAGAGGCCUCAGAGGCCACCCCGGCCCCCAUCCGCCAUCAGCACAAUCCAGCCCAAGGCCAAUUUUGAUGCUCAGCAGUUUGCAGGGACCUGGCUCCUUGUGGCUGUGGGCUCUGCCUGCCGUUUCCUGCAGGAGCAGGGCCACCGGGCUGAGGCCACCACACUGCACGUGGCUCCCCAGGGCACAGCCAUGGCUGUCAGCACCUUCCGAAAGCUGGAUGGGAUCUGCUGGCAGGUGCGCCAGCUGUAUGGAGACACAGGGGUCCUCGGCCGCUUCCUGCUUCAAGCCCGAGGCGCCCGAGGGGCUGUGCAUGUGGUUGUUGCUGAGACCGACUACCAGAAUUUCGCUGUCCUGUACCUGGAGCGGGCGGGGCAGCUGUCAGUGAAGCUCUACGCCCGCUCACUCCCUGUGAGCGACUCGGUCCUGAGUGGGUUUGAGCAGCGGGUCCGGGAGGCCCACCUGACUGAGGACCAGAUCUUCUACUUCCCCAAGUAUGGCUUCUGCGAGGCUGCAGACCAGUUCCACGUCCUGGAUGAAGUGAGGCGGUGAGGCUGGCCCGCAGCUCCAGUGCUGAGAAGUCAGUGCCCUGAGAGAUGCCCUGCCGGUGGGAUGCCUGCCGCCCAUCCCCCGUGAGCCCCCAGCCUCAGAUCAGGGCCCUGCCACCUGGGGCGGGGGAUAUUCUGCCGGCUGCCCCAGAGGACAGUGGGUGGAGAGGUACCUUCUUAUUAAAUGUCUCAGACCCCUC